UUAUCAGUAGCAAAACAGUCCCAUCCAGAAUUCCUGAUCUAGCCUUCCGAAUUUCAACUCACCAAACAAAAUCAGAAAUCUUCUCUAACAGAAAAAAGAAAGAAAGAAACGGAUUGCAAGAAGCAGAGAGAGUGAUAGUUUUGUUAAUAGUGAUAAAACCAUGGCGCAGCAGCAGCAGCAGCAGCAACUACAAGUGCAGAAGAACACACUGUACGUAGGAGGAUUAGCAGAGGAAGUGAAUGAGUCUAUUCUCCACGCCGCUUUUAUCCCUUUUGGUGACAUUAAGGACGUUAAAACUCCUUUGGAUCAAGCUACCCAGAAGCACCGGUCCUUUGGCUUCGUUACUUUCCUUGAAAAAGAGGACGCCUCCGCUGCUAUGGACAAUAUGGACGGUGCCGAGCUCUAUGGCCGUGUUCUUACUGUCAAUUACGCUCUUCCUGAACGCAUCAAGGGUGGUGAACAGGGUUGGGCGGCCCAGCCUAUUUGGGCGGAUGCUGAUACGUGGUUUGAGCGGCAACAACAACAAGAGGAAAUGGAACGAGUUCAGGCGGAGAACAGGGCUGCAAUGCAAGCUGCAGAAGAAUUGCAUAGAAAGAAAAUGGCAGAAGAGCGAGAAGGGGAAAAGGAAGAUGCAGUGGAAGUCAAGGAUGACCCAAUGGCAAGGGCUGAAGCAGAAGUUUUGAAACAGAAUAGCUCUUAACUUCUGAUGUGAUGAAACGAUGGAUGUCUUUCUUGUCAAAUGCAUUUUUAGGCUAAUUCUGAGUAACUCUAAUACAAGACAUUGUGUGUGCUUUGAAUGCUAACACUCAUAUAGACAAACCAUUUGCUUCCAUGCAAUUAAUGGUUUGGUUGUCAUUUUUGUUUUUGAUAUACACACUCAUUUGUCAUUCCAUAAAGAUCGAGCAUUAUGUUAGUUUUUAUUGAAA
Molecule: messenger RNA, 926 nt
Organism: Jatropha curcas
Lineage: Eukaryota; Viridiplantae; Streptophyta; Magnoliopsida; Malpighiales; Euphorbiaceae
Gene: ATE1
Product: ATPase E1
Molecular function (GO): RNA binding
Source: RefSeq, a predicted model, not a curated record